Molecule: messenger RNA, 1198 nt
Organism: Chaetomium strumarium
Lineage: Eukaryota; Fungi; Ascomycota; Sordariomycetes; Sordariales; Chaetomiaceae
Product: mitochondrial carrier domain-containing protein
Exons: 2
Coding region: 137-1117 (326 amino acids)
Biological process (GO): mitochondrial L-ornithine transmembrane transport
Molecular function (GO): L-ornithine transmembrane transporter activity
Source: RefSeq, a predicted model, not a curated record
GCCUGUUAACCUCAAUUCCUCCCGGUACAGUACAUCCCAGCUCAGCAGCCCAGGAUGAGUCCGACAAGACACCUUCGCACCCUCUAGACGACCCUCCUUUCCGCCUUUGCACUCCUCGGCCGUCGGAGCCAGCGCAAUGGCAGCGGACAUCAAAGCGCAGCCCCCAGCCCCGGCCUCGGCGCCGCCACAACCCCAAGCGCAAACAGCAACGAGCAGCAACAAGAACUACAAGGGCUUCGUCGCCGGCGUCUUUUCGGGGAUCGCUAAGCUAUCCGUCGGCCACCCCUUCGACACAAUCAAAGUCCGCCUGCAAACCACCACAUCCACCCGCUUCUCCGGGCCCUUGCAAUGCCUGCUGCAAACCAUCCGCCACGAGGGGGUCUUCGGCCUCUACAAGGGCGCCACCCCGCCGCUGGUGGGGUGGAUGUUCAUGGACAGCGUGAUGCUGGGCUCGCUGUCCGUCUACCGGCGCCUGCUGCACGAGAACCUGUUCAACCCGCCGUGGCACCCGCUGCACGAACCGGGCAAGCCCCUGCCGGCGCACGGCCACGGCCUCGCGGGGGUCCUGGCCGGCGCGACGGUCAGCUUUGUCGCGGCGCCCGUGGAGCACGUCAAGGCCAGGCUGCAGAUCCAGUAUGCGGCCCGCAAGGCGGAGCGGCUGUACAGCGGGCCGGUGGACUGCGUGAGGAAGAUAUGGAGGUGCCACGGCCUGCGCGGGGUCUAUCACGGCCUGCAGGCGACGCUGCUGUUUAGGAGCUUCUUCUUUUUCUGGUGGGGCAGCUACGACCUGUUGUCGAGCUGGAUGCGGCGGCAUACCAGCCUGAGCGCGCCGGCCAUCAACUUCUGGGCGGGCGGGCUGAGCGCGCAGGUGUUUUGGGUCAUGAGCUACCCGAGCGAUGUGGUCAAGCAGAGGAUCAUGACGGACCCCCUGGGAGGGGGGCUGAACGAUGGGGUCAGGAGGUUCCCCAGGUGGAGGGACGCCGCGAAGGCCGUCUACCGGGAGCAAGGGGCCAUGGGGUACUGGCGCGGGUUCUUGCCCUGUUUUCUCAGGGCGUUCCCUGCCAAUGCGAUGGCGCUCGUUGCGUUUGAGGCGGCGAUGCGGGCGUUGCCGGAAUAAAAUAGGGGGUUCUCUAGCUUGGCGCUUUUUGUCACACACAUGCAUUAUACCCAGGGGAACGGCGAAGAAUGAGAGUCAGAU